This is a messenger RNA of Diprion similis, 977 nucleotides long. RefSeq names its product trypsin-7-like. The record is from RefSeq and is a predicted model, not a curated record. Gene Ontology annotation, biological process: proteolysis. The transcript has 5 exons. Gene Ontology annotation, molecular function: serine-type endopeptidase activity. Lineage: Eukaryota; Metazoa; Arthropoda; Insecta; Hymenoptera; Diprionidae. Bases 4 to 774 code for a protein of 256 amino acids.
AAAAUGUUUCUUCUCGCUGUCAUCUGCGCGCUUGCUGUGACCUGCGGCCUGGGAUCCCCGGCAUCUUGGCGGAAGCCGCGACUACUCGACGGGCGAAUCGUCGGCGGUGUUGAGGCGACGAUCGCGAAUCAUCCGUACCAACUGUCCUUCCAGCUAUACGACCAACAUUUUUGCGGAGCCGCGAUCAUCGCCCCAAAAUGGGCCAUCACCGCGGCCCACUGUAUCGGGUCAUCAUCCACCAAGAACUAUCGCCUAAGCGCCGGGAGCGCGGACAAAUCCGAAGGCAAACUGUAUGAGAUUAAAAAUGCGACUCCUCAUCCUAACUACGACUGGUACACAAUCGAUUACGACAUGGGUAUUAUAGAGAUCGAUGGCGAAUUCGAAUUCGGCGAUAACGUCCAGCCGGUUUCCCUGCCUGAUGUCGAGCCUUCAGCUGGCACCAAUGGCAACGUGACCGGAUGGGGAGCGCUCUGGCAAGGCGGAAGCGUCGCAAAGCAGCUGCAAAGGGUCUGCGUGCCGGUGAUACCCCGAGAUGUGUGUGCCGAAGCCUAUAACGGGUUGAACGGAAUAACGCAGAGGAUGAUAUGCGCCGGCAACAUUGAAGAGGGGGGCAAGGACUCCUGUCAGGGUGAUUCAGGGGGUCCUCUCGUCGCGGACGGCGUCCUCUACGGCAUCGUGUCCUGGGGCAACGGUUGCGCAAUGCCCGGCUAUCCAGGCGUCUACACAAACGUGGCCGAACUUCGGGAAUGGAUCAAAGAAGUGACUGGAGUCUGAUCGUGAGACGCGAUCUGGAUGAAUCGCGGAUGCAACAACCUUCAGCUGUGAUUUUGGCAAAUGGCAAUAUUAUCCAAUACGCAACUUAAUAUGUACGAAAACGAGGGUGGACGGAGAUUUUUGUCGAAUUUAAAUAAAGCUUGUAAUGUAAUAUAAAAACAACGGAAUAUUAAAAUGAAUUAUCAUGUACGUUACCCACACGC